Molecule: messenger RNA, 999 nt
Organism: Zingiber officinale
Lineage: Eukaryota; Viridiplantae; Streptophyta; Magnoliopsida; Zingiberales; Zingiberaceae
Exons: 5
Coding region: 64-750 (228 amino acids)
Source: RefSeq, a predicted model, not a curated record
CUUUCACAUCGUCCCUUCUCUAUUUCACUGAGGCCACUCAUCGAGCACUUUGAGUGCGGCGCUAUGGCCCAAGACCUCUUCCUUCCCUCCUUGUCCCAUUUCCUCCGCCGCCACCUCUUUCUCGUUUCCGGCGAGGAACCCUGCGACCCCCACCCGCGGCAGGAGGACGAGCAUCGCUUGGCGGUGCUCACGCGGCGCAUGGCUCGCCACCUCCUCCUGGACGACGCCGAGGUCGACCAGGAGAUGCCGGAGAAGGCCGAGGGUUACCUGGAACGCGGGAUUCUCGGUUCGACGAAGGAGGCUUCUUCGGCGUUACACGAUCUCAAAUGCUUUUUCGAUCCGGCUUCGGCACGCCAGCAACUGCAAGCGGCUAAUUUUCAGCACCUGAAGCGACUCCAAUCGAUGAAUCAGAACUCCAAUUCGAGGCAGAGCAAAAACAGAGGUUGCGGACGUGGAAAUGGCUGCCCCUUAGAUCUGCCGCCUUCCGCGUGGCCGCCUCUGCUAAAGCCACCUCCGCCACUGCCGCAUCACCGGCGGGCGAUGCUCCUCGGCACCUCCCGCAAGGAGUCCGUUGGCACCGGCGUUUUCCUCCCCCGAGUCGCCGCCGCCAAAUUCGUGCCAAGGAAGAAGUCCAUUCAUUACAAAAAGCGUCAAGCUUCAACUCUGAAUCUGAGCUUAAACGCAGCAGCAGCAGCAGAUGCGCCAGUCGCAGCGCAGGAGACUGAACUUCCCAAAGAGUGGACGUACUGACUUCGUCUCUCUUCAGACAAUAGCAGUUCAAGCAGUGCAGCUGUUCUAAAUUUUGCGGAAAGAAAAGAUAUUAUUUGUUUAUGCUUUUCCCUUUCUUUUUCUUUUUAAUGUUCAGUUGAUGUAAAUCGCCAUAUCGCCGGAGAGUGUUCUGUCGGCUAGCGACGGUGGUGCGGGUAAAAAAGGUUCAUGAACUCCAAUAAUAAAAUUUUAUAUUUAUCCACUUAAUAAAAGGUAAUAUUUUAUGCGAUA